Molecule: messenger RNA, 1460 nt
Organism: Heterocephalus glaber (naked mole-rat)
Lineage: Eukaryota; Metazoa; Chordata; Mammalia; Rodentia; Bathyergidae
Source: RefSeq, a predicted model, not a curated record
AUGAUGAACAAGCUCUACACUGGGGACCUGAGCCCUGAUGUCACUGCCAACCUCUGGCAGCUCUUCGGAGAGAAGCUGCCCCUGGCAGGACAGGUCCUCCUCAAGUCUGUCUACACCUUCAUGGACUACCCCAACCAAAACUGGGCCAUCCAUGCCAUUGAGACCCUCUCUAGUAAAGUGAAAUUGCAUGGGAAAAUCACGGAAGUUGAUUAUUUGGUCUCUGAAAAUCUAAGGAGCAGGAAAAUUCAGAUUCAAAACAUCCCUCCUCACCUACAGUGGGAAGUAUUGGAUGGACUUUUGGCUCAGUAUGGGACAGUGGAGAAUGUGGAACGAGUCAACACAGAUACAGAAACUGUUGUUAUCAAUGUCACUUAUGCAACAAGAGAAGAAGCAAAAAUAGCCAUGGAGAAGCUAAGUGAGCAUCAGUUUGAAAACUACUUCAAGAUUUCCUACAUCCCCAAUGAAGAGACGAGCUCCCCUUCACCCCCCUCCCAGGGAGCCCAGUGUGGGGACCACUCUUUCCGGGAGCAAGGCCACCCCCCUGGGGGCUCUUCUCAGGCCAGGCAGAUUGAUUUCCUGCUGCAGAUCCUGGUCCCCACCCAGUUUGUUGGUGGCAUCAUCAGAAAGGAGAGCUUGACCAUAAAGAACAUCACUAAGAAGACCCAGUCCCAGAUAGACAUCCACAGGAAGGAGAACUCUGGGGCUGCAGAGAAGCCUGUCACCAUCCAUGCCACCCCAGAGGGGAUGUCUGAAGCCUGCGGCAUGAUCCUUGAAAUCAUGCAGAAAAAGGCCGAUGAGACCAAACUAGCUAAAGAGAUUCCUCUGAAAAUCUUGGCCCACAAUGGCUCGGUUGGAAGACUGAUUGGCAAAGAAGGCAGAAAUUUGAAGAAAAUUGAACAUGAGACAGGGACCAAGAUAACAAUCUCAUCUUUGCAGGAUUUGGGUAUAUACAACCCUGAGCAAACUGUCACUGUGAAGGGCACAGUGGAAGCCUGUGUCAGUGCUGAGGUAGAGAUUAAGAAGAAGCUAUGUGAGGCCUUUGAAAAUGACAUGCUGGCCGUUAAUCAACAAGCCAAUCUGAUACUGGGAUACUUGGCCAGCCUGUACCUGCACCACCAUUUGGGCCCAUUCCCACAUCAUCACUCACACCCAGAGCAGGAGAUCGUGAAUCUCUUCAUCCUGACCCAGGCUGUGGGUGCCAUCAUAGGGAAGAAGGGACACAUCAAACAGCUGGCUCAGUUUGCUGGGGCCUCCAUCAAGCUGACAGCUGAAUUAGAAAACCUGUGAGCAGCUACCCAGCCAGGACCUCUUUGGACUGUUUGGCCCCUUUUCUCAAGAUCCAGCAAAGACAAGUUGGGGUUGUUGGGGGAGCUCCAGGGGUGCCAGCCUUAAGUGCUUUAGUUAGUUUGUGCCUGAGCAGCCACUAAACUAUGAGGAAAUGAUUUGAAUGCAAAACUCUU